AUGGCCGACAUCUUCGGCUUGCGCGGCGAGCGCUACGCCUUCCUUCGCCUCGCCCCUCCACCCUCGUACGUCGCAGGAGCAGGUCGUGGUGCGCAGGGAUUCACGACUCGGAGCGAUAUCGGUCCGGCGCGAGAACAGGUCCAAGAGGACGAAGGACCGAAGGAGGAGGAGUACAAUCCGGAUCAGUUCCAGGAUCCGGAGAACGAGACGGGAUUGUUUGCUGGCACUGUCUACGAGGCGGACGAUGAAGAGGCGGACCGGAUCUACGAGGCGGUCGACGCGAAGAUUGAUGAACGGCGGCGGGCUCGUCGUGAACAGCGGGAACGAGAAGAGGCGGAGCAGCUCCUCAAGGACCGACCCACGAUUCAGAGCCAGUUUGCGGAUCUGAAGCGUGGAUUGGCGGACAUGUCGGAGGACGACUGGUACAACCUUCCCGAGGUCAGCAACAUGAUUGGAAACCGCGUCAAGAAGCCUCGACUGGAAGGGCGGAGCUACGUCGUGCCGGACAGCGUCAUCGUUGGGAACCGCGACAAGGGCGCACUGGAGAGCGCAUUGGCGGAAGAGCAGAUGAAGGAUGGGUUCCAGACGCCCGCCGAUGCCCUCACCGACUUUGCCGAGAUCGGUCAAGCGCGUGAGAAGAUGCUGUCCAUCAAGCUCGAGCAGGCGGGAACGGAUUCGGCGCUCGGCUCGACCAAUAUCGACCCGAAGGGCUACCUCACCGGCCUCGACAGCCAACUGCUCAAGACAUCGUCCGAGAUUGGCGACAUCAAGCGUGCUCGAGCUCUCCUGCAGUCCCUCACCAAGACGAACCCGAAGCAUGCGCCCGGCUGGGUUGCGGCAGCAUGGCUCGAGAACGUCGCUGGGAAGCAGGUGGCGGCGCGCAAGAUCAUCGCCGAAGGUUGCGAGCAGUGUCCGAAGAACGAAGAUGUUUGGCUGUGCGCGAGCGAGCUGAAUACGAACGAGAACGCCAAGAUCAUCCUGGCCAACGCAGUGCAGGAGCUGCCGCAGUCGGUACGGAUUUGGAUGCGAGCCGUCGAGCUCGAGCACGACGUCAAGGCGAAGAAGCGCGUCUUGCGCAAGGCUCUCGAAUACAUUCCGGCAAGUGUCAAGCUGUGGAAGGAGACCGUUGAACUCGAAGAGAACCCGGACGACGCCCGUAUCCUGCUCGCACGCGCCGUCGAGGUCAUCCCGCACUCGCAGGAGCUGUGGCUCGCCCUCGCCCGCCUCGAGACGCCGGAGCGUGCACGAGCCGUCCUCAACAAGGCUCGCAAGGCCAUCCCGACGUCGCACGAGAUCUGGAUCGCCGCUGGUCGGCUGCAGGAGCAGGAGGGCAACGUCGCUCAGGUCGAUGCGAUCAUUGCCACCGGCGUUGCCUCUCUCAAGAAGAACCAAGCCGAGCUCUCGCGCGAACAGUGGCUUGCCGAGGCCGAGCGCGCUGAGCAGCAAGGCAGUACCGUCACCGCGCAAGCGAUCGUCAAGGCAACAAUUCACCUCGACGUCGACGAGGAGGACCGACAGGCCGUCUGGAUGGACGACGCCGAGACGAUGACCAACAAGGGCAUGAUUGCGACUGCGCGGGCGAUCUAUGCGUACGCGCUCAACGUCUUCCCGCAGAAGCAGUCGAUCUGGCGGAAGGCUGCCGACCUCGAGAAGCAUCACGGCGAACGGGAAACCCUGCUCGCCCUGCUCAAUCGCGCCGUCGAGUCUGUCCCGCAAGCCGAGGUGCUCUGGCUUAUGGCCGCGAAGGAGUCAUGGCUCUCGGGCGAUGUCGACGGCGCACGACAGAUUCUCAGUCGGGCGUUCGAGGCGAACCCGGACAGCGAAGGCAUCUGGCUGGCGGCGGUCAAGCUCGAGGCGGAGAAUGGCCAGAUCGAGGCCGCGAAGCAGCUCAUGCAGCGCGCCAGGGAAGUUUCCGGUACGCAAAGGAUCUGGGUCAAGUCGGCGGUGUUCGAACGGACGCACAGCGACAAUACGGCUGCGCUGCAGAUGGUCAAGGACGGCUUGAAGGUUUACCCUGCCAGCGCCAAGCUGCACAUGAUGCAGGCCCAACUGCUGCAGGCGCAGACGCCGCCCAAUCUCGCGGCCGCCCGAGAAGCGCUCGCUGCCGGCGUUCGCAAGUGUCCGACUUCGGUGCCGCUCUGGAUCAUGGCUUCGCGACUGGAAGAGCAGGCCGGCGUGCGGAUCAAGGCGCGUGCUCUACUCGAGAAGGCGCGCAACGUCAACCCGAAGAGCGACGAGCUUUGGCUCGAGAGCGUCAAGGUCGAGGAGCGGGACGGUUCCGGCGCGGCCAAGGCGAUGCUUGCGCGAGCCCUCCAAACCUUGCCAGCUUCCGGCUUGCUGCACUCGUACUCGGUCUGGCAAGAACCCCGCCCGACUCGCAAGACGCGGUCCGUCGACGCGCUCAAGAAGACGAACAACGCCCCCGCCGUCAUCGUCACUGUCGCUCGGCUAUUCUGGGGCGAACGGAAAGUCGAGAAGGCGCGGGACUGGUUUGGCAGGGCUGUCGCGGCGGACGGAGACUAUGGCGACGCAUGGGCGUGGUGGUGGAAGUUUGAGAAGCAGCACGGAACCGAUGAACACCGCCAGUUGGUGCUGGAGAAGUGCAUUGCGGCGGAUCCGCAUCACGGUCACGUCUGGCCUGCGAUCGCCAAGGAUCCGAAGAACGUUGGCAAGGACAUCAAGGCGGUUCUCGACCUCACCGCAGACGCUCUCGAGGGGUAG
Rhodotorula toruloides NP11 is the source of this 2721-nucleotide messenger RNA. Its product is annotated as pre-mRNA-processing factor 6. Gene Ontology annotation, biological process: mRNA splicing, via spliceosome; spliceosomal tri-snRNP complex assembly. Gene Ontology annotation, cellular component: U4/U6 x U5 tri-snRNP complex; catalytic step 2 spliceosome. The transcript has 11 exons. Bases 1 to 2721 code for a protein of 906 amino acids. Lineage: Eukaryota; Fungi; Basidiomycota; Microbotryomycetes; Sporidiobolales; Sporidiobolaceae. The record is from RefSeq and is a predicted model, not a curated record. Gene Ontology annotation, molecular function: protein binding.